Molecule: messenger RNA, 1531 nt
Organism: Drosophila sechellia
Lineage: Eukaryota; Metazoa; Arthropoda; Insecta; Diptera; Drosophilidae
Gene: jdp
Product: DnaJ domain-containing protein
Exons: 5
Coding region: 198-785 (195 amino acids)
Cellular component (GO): cytoplasm
Source: RefSeq, a predicted model, not a curated record
GACUUUCGACGCGCUGCCAGAAACAUCGUGAGCACCGCUUAACCCGAAGUAUAUAUCCAAGAGGUAUAUAUUAUAUAUGCUGAUUCCCAGAGAGUGGGAGUCCGAGUAACUUAAAAAAACAACACGAAAACUGAGAGUGUUCUAGUGCCAGAAAAACAUAUAUAAAUUCCCGACCGAUCCCAGGAAUAACUGACGCAAUGAGCGCCGUUGAUGCUAUAAUCAAUUACAAGCGCAGUCCCAACGAGGACUUCUACGGUCUGCUCCAUUGCGAUGAGAACUCAUCGCCCGAGCAGAUCCAGGCCGAGUACAAAGUCCUGGCCCUCCAGUACCAUCCCGACAAGAACUCCGGCGACAAGGAGGCGGAGGUCAAGUUCCAGCAGUUAAAGGAGGCCAAGGAAACCUUGUGCGAUCCCGAAAAGAGGGCCAUCUACGACAAGUGGCGCAACAGCGGCAUCUCGAUGAGCUACAAACAGUGGCUGGGCAUGAAGGAGCAUGUCGGUCAGGUGAGAAGAUACACGAUUGCCGAGAAAGUGGAUAAAGAGUCCAUGCACUGGGUCACCCCCAAGACCAAGGAUCGCAUGCUGCCCGAGACCGGCGGAGCAGCUGCCCAGGGACCUGGAUCCGGGGCAGGAUGCAGCAGCGGUGGCCUGACCGCAGCCUCCCCCAAUCCUGCCCACCGGCGGGCCUCGGAGGGCGGGGCGGCCUUGUACUACGGUAGUCGCAAGGGCGAGUGGGGCGGCGAGAACACCGAUGUGGCCAACAAGUUCCGCAACUACGAGAUCUAAGAGGAGCGUCGGCCACAGAUAGAAGUUUCAAUUUAAAAAAUAUUUCAAGUCAAACCGAAGAGCGAGCAGGAGGAGUUGGGUGUCUAGCCCGAAAGUUAUGCAAUUAUAUCAAAAUAUUCUGAAAGGGAAACAAAGUUUAUUAUCGAUGUGUAACUUAAGCGUUGCGAACCACAGAGCACAGAUACUCUUAUAUAGAUGUUUAUAGGUGUACAAAAAAAUAUAUAGAAAAAUGGUAAUUAACUAACGUAUAUUUAAGUGAAAGAAACUGUAAUUUCAAUAAACUCCCCCGAUGAAAAAUCCCAGGCGGAGCGGCAAGAAUUUUAAGUUGAAGUAAUUAGUCAAAUUUUAUCGCAGUCAUGCAUAUGAAUAUACACACCAUAUACUAUAUAUAUUUAUGUAAUCAGUGUAUUUGUAUAUCGAUGUUUCAAGUACCAUGAAUGUACCCCCAAGACAAUCCCUUGGCAGCAAACAAAACUAAACUGAAGCUAAUGCUGACGCUGUAACUGAAACUAAACUAUUACUAAACCUGUGACAGUCUAGCGACUCACCCACCACGAGCCAGAAAAUGAGAACAUAUUGAAAGACAUGGUAAAGCGAAUUUAAACCUUUAUACACAUGACACGUUUGCAUAGUCAAAAAAAAGUAAAUCUCACUCGGUGUCCUUUUUAAAUGCAACAUUGCGAAAGGCUCCACUGAACUGUUUUCCCUACCUGAAAAAUCAUUUUCGCAGAAAAUCAACAAAAAAA